Molecule: messenger RNA, 4544 nt
Organism: Falco peregrinus (peregrine falcon)
Lineage: Eukaryota; Metazoa; Chordata; Aves; Falconiformes; Falconidae
Gene: ENPP1
Product: ectonucleotide pyrophosphatase/phosphodiesterase 1
Exons: 25
Coding region: 44-2773 (909 amino acids)
Biological process (GO): inorganic diphosphate transport; ATP metabolic process; negative regulation of fat cell differentiation
Cellular component (GO): cell surface
Molecular function (GO): metal ion binding; nucleic acid binding; phosphodiesterase I activity
Source: RefSeq, a predicted model, not a curated record
AUAGCCGCGGCCGCGGCAGGCGGAGGGUAGAGCGGUGGGGACGAUGCAGGGUAACGGGCAACGAGCGGCGGCGAAGGGCCACGAAGACCACUUCGGUGGGAUAGGGGCGGCUGACGGCGGGCUGCAGCCUGCGGCCGUGCCCAUGCUGCCGGCCAUGGAGGUGGCCGAGGAGCCGGAGAGAGCUCCGGGCGGCAAGAGCAAGGACCCCAACACCUACAAAGUGCUCUCCCUGGUACUCUGUGUCUGCAUGUUAACGACAAUCCUAGGAUGUAUAUUUGGCCUGAAGCCUAGCUGUUCAAAAGAUGUGAAAACCUGCAAAGGUCGUUGCUUUGAAAGGACCUUUGGAAGCUGUCGUUGUGAUAGAGAUUGUGUCAAGCUUGGAAACUGCUGCUUAGAUUACCAGGAAACAUGUAUACAACCAGCCCAUAUAUGGACAUGCAAUAAAUUCAGGUGUGGAGAGAAGAGGAGACCAGAAUAUCAUUGUUCCUGUUCGGAUGAUUGUGUGGAAAAUAAAGAUUGCUGUGUGAAUUAUCACGCUGUUUGUAAAGGAGAGGCAAGCUGGGUUGAAGAAGAAUGUGAGGACAUUACUGAACCUCAGUGUCCAAAAGGAUUUACCAAAUCUCCAGUGUUACUGUUUUCAUUGGAUGGCUUCAGAGCAGAGUAUUUGCAGACUUGGGGUGGACUUCUACCCGUUAUUAGCAAAUUACAGAAAUGUGGAACAUACACUUCCAGUAUGAGACCAGUGUAUCCUUCAAAAACCUUUCCCAACCAUUACUCCAUUGUCACAGGGCUGUAUCCUGAAUCUCAUGGUAUAAUUGAUAACAAGAUGUAUGACCCCAAAAGAAAUGCAUCCUUCACCCUUAAAAGUGAAGAGAAGUUUAAUCCACUGUGGUACCAAGGACAGCCUAUCUGGUUAACGGCUAUGUACCAAGGUCUAAAAGCAGGUACAUUCUUUUGGCCUGGGUCAGAUGUGGCAGUUAAUGGAACCUUCCCAAACCUGUAUGAAAAAUACAAUAGCUCAAUCCCCUUUGAAGAAAGGGUGGUAACUGUUCUUCGCUGGCUGCAGUUACCUGAAGAUGAAAGACCACACUUUUACACUCUGUAUUUAGAAGAACCAGAUUCCUCGGGCCAUAAGUUUGGACCAGUAAGCAGUGGAGUCAUUAUAGCAUUACAGAGAGUGGACAACAUAGUAGGAAUGCUGAUGGAUGGUCUCAAGCAAAUGAACUUGCAUAAAUGCCUGAACAUUAUUUUUAUAUCAGAUCAUGGGAUGGAAGCAGGGAGCUGCAGAAAAACAGCAUAUCUCAACAGCUAUCUGGACAAUGUUCAAGAUUUCAUAGUAGUACCUGGUCCUGCAGCUCGCCUAAGACCUAAUAAUGUUCCAGAUGAGUAUUUCUCUUUUAAUUAUGAAGGCGUUGUCAGAAACCUCACAUGCAUAGAACCACAUCAGCCUUUCAAAGCUUAUAUGAAACAGCUGCUACCCAAGCGUUUCCAUUAUUCCUAUAAUGACCGGAUUGAACCAUUGCACUUCUAUUUAGACUCCCAAUGGCAGCUUGCUAGGAAACCUCUUGAGAUUAAAAGUUGCACAGGUGGGUUCCAUGGCUCAGACAAUCGCUUCACCAGUAUGCAGGCUAUCUUUAUUGGGUUUGGACCAGGAUUCAAGUUUCGUACUCAAGUUGACCCAUUUGAAAACAUUGAAGUCUAUAAUUUAAUGUGUGAUUUGCUUGAUUUGAAACCAGCCCCAAACAAUGGAACCCAUGGACGCCUAAACCAUCUUUUAAGGAACCCUGUUUACACCCCCCACCAUCCCAAAGAAACAAGCCAUCCUUCCGAUUGCUCUGUGGUGGGACAAAGAGCCUUUUCAGUGAGCCUUGGCUGCUCCUGCAGGACAGAGGGUUUGCCAAUAAGGGAUUUCCAUCAGCGUUUAAAUCUCACUGAAACAGAAGUUAAGAAAAUAGAGAAACUUACCUUGCCCUACGGACGGCCCAGGGUUCUCCAGAAGAGACAUAAUUACUGCCUCCUCUACCAUUACCGCUAUGUGAGUGGAUACAGCAAAGACUACAGAAUGCCUCUCUGGAGUGCAUAUACUCUUAACAAAGAUGACAAGUGGGUUUCUGCUACAGAAGCUACCUCCAGCUGUUUACACAAGGAUGUUCGUAUUUCUUUUAAUCAUAACCAGACAUGCUUGUUCUACAGCAAUCAUCCUCGCCUAACUUAUGGAUUCCUUUCUCCUCCAAAUUUUAUGACAGAUGCAAAGAAACAUCACUAUGAUGCCUUGCUUACCAGCAACAUUGUACCAAUGUAUCCUGCAUUUAAAGUGUUAUGGAACUACUUCCAUCAAUACCUGCUACCUGAAUAUGUUGCAGCCAGGAGUGGUGUCAAUGUAGUCAGUGGUCCUGUGUUUGAUUAUGAUUCUGAUGGUCUCUAUGAUACCCCAGAAAAGGUGAAAAGACACCCUGGUAACUCAGAAGUUCCAAUUCCAACUCACUUCUUCAUUGUGCUGACUAGUUGUAAAAAUACUUCUGAAACUCCUCUGGAGUGUGAAGAGUCUCUAGAUGCCUUGGCUUUCCUCGUACCUCACAGAGAAGACAACAGUGAAAGCUGUGCAGAUGGCAAGUCUGAGUCUAUGUGGGUUGAAGAGAGAAUGAAGUUUCAUACAGCUCGGAUCAGAGAUGUAGAAUUAAUUACUGGACUCAGCUUCUAUCAAGAAAGAAAACAGCCUGUGUCUGACAUUUUACAGUUAAAAACAUAUUUACCAACUUUUGAAAUGGUCUGAUUUUUUUCCUAUGGAAUAUUGGUAUACAUUUCACAACUGAUUUGUAAAUAGAAUGAAAACUUUUUUUAAUAAGCUGGAACAUUUAUUGAGAACUUUUGACCAAAAUGCCAGUAGGGAGGAGAGUGGGUGCCAUAUUUGUAUCUCAGGGACUCCUGGUGGACUACGUGUGUAACACAGGAUGGCAACUCCUGCCAUUUCCACUUGAAUGUGGUAGAACCAUGUCCAUUAUUAAAUGCUAACAGCAUUUGAUCAUCCUAGUCUGAGACACGAACAAAAAUGUUAUCUUUUUAUAUGCACUGGAGAGGGAGAAGCUUAUAAAGCAUGGGUUAUGAUCUAUAUUCUACUUUAAAAAUCUAGGUAACUAGCAAAUACGGUUCUGGGAAAUAACUACAUUCUUGGUGACCACUGAAAUACAAACAACAGCACCUCUAACUCCACUUUUCCUUGAAGCAUGAAUUACAUUCUGAGCUGUGGGUCUCAUAAAAUUGUGCAGCAUUAUGGUGCAAGAAGCUAUGCUGAGGUUAGUAAGACUGCUAACUGAAACUUCCCCAAAAUGAGCAGGCACCUGGCUAAUGCAGCUGUUGGCUGGGCAGCCUUGGCAUGUUGCUGCCCUCUGGUGUCUCUGAUGCUCCGAUACACUGAUGGAGGGUGUGGUGCACAGCUUGCUUGUUAUGCAUCCUCAGAGUGAGCAGGUAUAUGUAGGAUGUGUCAAGUCACCUGCAAAUCAGAAGAAAUUAAUUCAGGAAAUCUCUGAGCUCUGAGAAAUAAUUAUCUUGCUUCAAAUUAAACUUAGAUUUGAUAAAAAAAGAUUUUGCUUUCCUGAACCAAAGAGGUCUUUCUCAGUUAGGUGCAUGAUUUUGUCAGCUAUGGUUUUGAAAUCCCAUUUUUGUCAAGAAAAUGUAAUUUUGCAGUGAGAUUGUUGCCUUAGACUGGUAAGAUGAUCUUCUCUAAUGGCACAUCUCAUUGCUACUGUAAAUGCCCACAGGCCUGUCAUAGAAUGGUUCGGGUUAGAAAGGGACCUUUAAAGAUCCUCUAGUUCCAGCCCCCUUUGGUUGUCCAUUGGUGGCAAAUGACCAGAUCCUAGCUGCAUUUGUAGCUGUUCUUUGUGCUACAUCAUCCAAAUUUCAGCUCACAGAAGUUACCCAUCUGGAAUGCAGACACUGCCAGAUGCAAAUUCUGAAGAAGCAUGUAAUGAGCUUUCUUGGAAGCUUUCAGGCUACACAAACAGCUGCUACAGGCACUCAGGAGUGUAGGAACUCCCUCCUUUUCCAGUACACAUGCUAUCAUUUUUUUUUAAUUCUCCCACUCUCUCUAAAGCUGAUGAGCCAAAACUGGCUCUGUUAUGUAUAAAGUUUGGCAUAGUCAAUUACACAUUUAUGUUCUUCUCAUUUAAAAAGAAGAAAAUACAGCACGCACAAGUAUGUUAGAAGAAUGAAGAGCCUGUGACUGAGCAGAGAGGCAGUUUACCUUACAGCUUGGUCAGGGGAUGUUGGAAGCUGGAUUCAAAGCCUGCUUAAGUCAGUGGAAGCUUUUCCAUUAACUUCAGUUUGAGUGGUUUGAAAUCCUGGGACCAUUUUUUUUUUUUUUUUUUCUUCUAACCAGAUGUAUUCUUGAUCUUCUGUUACAAGCAUGACUUUUUUUCCUACAGUAGUUUCACUGUGUGAAAUUUAAAUGUGUUGUAGCAACCUCACAUUAUGAUAUGACUGUGACAGCAUUAUUCAGUGUAACUGCUUUGUACCAUUGCCUGUGACCAAUAAAAACAUUAUUAGUA